AUGAUAGGAGGAAAGGUGAGGCUAGAUGGACUAAUUACUGAAUCUGUGCUGGCAAACAGAAGGGGAGGAGGGGAGGGAGGAGGGAUGGAGGGGGGUGGGGGGGGGGGGGGGCUGGCCGGUGACUGAGGUCUGUUUCAUUAUGGAGAUUUUCACUGCAGUGUCUCUCCAUCUCCACCCCUCCAUCCCACCGCCCCUUCACCCCUCCCUCCCUCCCUCCCUCCCUCCCUCCCUCCCUCCCUCCCUCCCUCCCUCCCUCCCUCCCUCCCUCCCUCCCCCAUCUCUCUUCUGGCCUGUCUUCUCCUCCUCCUUUUCCACCCCUCUCUUUGUUUUUCCCUAUAGCCCAGAACCUCUCUCAUAGCUAGCUCUCCCCCACUCCCCCACUCUCACGCUAACAAUAGAUUGGAGGCUGUUGAAGGAAGGGAGGCCUGAUGUGUUUCACAUGCAACACACACACACACACACACAAACACAUGUAUACAGUGUAUGUACACUCUUGGAUUUUUUUAUUUGCUAUCUAGAACCUAAAAGGGUUCUUCGGCUGUCUCCAUAGCAGAGCCCUUAGAAUAGCCAUUUUUGAUUCCAGGUAGAACCGUUUUGGUUCCAGGUAGAACCCUUUUGGGUUCCAUGUAGAACGCUUUCCACAGAGGGUUCUACCUGGAACCCAAAAGGGUUCUACCUGGAACCAAAAAGGGUCCUCCUAUGGGGACAGCCGUAGCAACCUUUUGGAACCCUUUUUUCUAAGAGUGUGCUGACAAAGUCCCAGUUCAGCUUAGUGUUUUUACGAUUUGAACAUCCGCAUUAUCAUGUUUCUGCAGCAGAACAAAACAAAAUAGCAGAUUAGCUUUAAGGAGGGAGAUCAGGAUAACAAACGGCUUAGCAAAGCAAUAGGGAUGUUUUUGAUCCUCAUUAUAUUAUACAGUAUAAGCAUUUCAUAUCAUUCACAGGCCCCUGGUGAAAGCCAACACGUUUUCUGUUUUUCUGCUAAGUGCAUCGUUCUGCUCUGUGUGGAGUACAUCUUUUGGAACUGUGCCCAACGGUAAUCAGACCUAAUGGAAAGCUUGUUUGCACCUGGCCAGCUCGGCGGUGUAAUUGUGACAGUUGAAAACCGUUUCAGUUAUUUGAAACCAAUUUCAGAUUACGAAAAACAUGGAGUCUAUUACCUAUUCAACUAUGUCAUAUCAGGACCUCAGGAAAAUGUCUCCAUAUACUCUGUAUUUCCUUGUCUGUAGCAGAAAUUAAUAACUGAACUCUUAAGCCAGUGAAUCAGUAGAUAUUGACCGGCGGUGAAAUUGUGACACUUGAAAACCUUUUCAGUUUAAAUGGGAAGUACAAAAACACUCUCUAUUCAGUCUAUUCAACUAUGUCAUAGUAGGACCUCAGGAAAUCAUCUUCUCUACACACUGUAUAUGAUUUCCCUGUCUGCUGCAGAAAUGUAUAACUGAACAUCCUAAGAACACUUCCAGAACUACCUGAAUGUGAGUUUAAAGCCAAUGAGUCAGUAGAUAUUGUCUGCAUCCCAAAUGGCACCAUAUUUCUUAUAUAGUUCACUAGUAGUACAGUAUGUAUAGGGUGUCAUUUGGGAAGCAGAUUAAGUGUUUAGGCCCAUUGCAGCUCAGAACAACACCAGAAUAGAACAGGAACGUGUUCCAGAAUGGAACCCCUAGCAGCUCAGAAGAGAAUAUUAACAUUUCAGGCUCUUGUGUCACAACUGUUAAACAUGUAUAAUUCAGUGAAGUGGAUGAUCCUAAAUAUAGUUUGGGGAAAAUAUGUGCCUAGGCAAUCUACACACAGAGAGCUAAGAAGGGAGGAGAGGAGCAGUAGAAAGGAGGGGAGAUAUGAUGAGAGGGGAGAGGGUGAGGAGGAAGGGAGAGGGGAAGAGAGAGGAAGAAGAUGAGAAAGGAGGAGAGGGUAUAGGAGAGUAGAGGAGCGAGUAGGACGUGAGGGGAGGAGAAAGGGAGAAGAUGAUAGGAGGAAAGGUGAGGCUAGAUGGACUAAUUACUGAAUCUGUGCUGGCAAACAGCAGGGGAGGAGGGGAGGGAGGAGGGAUGGAGGGGGUGGGGGGUGGGUGGGUGGGGCUGGCCGGUGACAGGUCUGUUUCAUUAUGGAGAUUUUCACUGCAGUCUCUCCAUCUCCAUCCAUCCAUCCCUCCGCCCCUUCAUCCCUUCAUUCCUCCAUCCCUCCAUCCUUUCACCCCUCCGUCCCGCCAUCCUUCCAUCCCUCCAUUUCUCCGUUCCUCCAUCACUCAAUCCCUCAAUCCCUGACUCGAACUCACUGAGGUCUGAUUGAAUCAGGAAAUCAGAUUGGCCUGCCGCAUGCCGCAGAGAGACCAUUUACCACACACACACACACACACACACACACACACACAAACACACACACACAUACACUGCUUUUUUUUCGUGAAAUUACAGGACUUUUUGGAGUGUAACAAUGUUUGACCAUUAAAAAUCACAUUUUCCCUAACUCCUUACCCUAAACCUAACCCUAACACUAACCCUACCCCUACCCCUAACCCUUAACUGUAACCCUAACCCCAAAAACCCUAACUCUGACCAGAAAACCUAACCCUAAUCUUAAACCCUAACCAAAAUCCACUCUCUCCUCCUCCUCCUCUUCCUCCCAUACUGGAGCCAGUAUGAAAUAUGUAUCAGUCUAAUGGGUUGGCCUGUCAUGUGAUCCUCCCUAGGGGGCAGCUGCCUGACCUAUUCAACCCCACCUAUUUAAAACAUCUCUCUCUAUAGCCACUCAAUGUCAAUACACACUCAGAAACACACUCACAAUACACACUGUCAAUAACACUAUCUCCAGCGCCUUCAGAAAGUAUUCAUACCCCUUGACUUAUUCCACCUUUUGUUGUAUAACAGCAUGAAUUUAAAAUGGAUGAAAUACACUACAUUGCCAAAUGUAUGUGGACACCCCUUCAAAUUAGUGGAUUCAGCUAUUUCAGCCAUACCUGUUGCUGUCAGGUGUAUAAAAUUGAGCACACCGCCAUGCAAUCUCCCUAGACAAACAUUGGCAGUAGAAUGGCCCGUACUGAGGAGCUCAGUGACUUUCAAUGUGGCACCGUCAUAGGAUGCCAACCUUCCAACAAGUCAGUUUGUCACAUUUCUGCCCUGCUACAGCUGCCCCGGUCAACUGUAAGAGCUGUUAUUGUGAACUGGAAACGUCUAGGAGCAACAAUGGUUCAGCCGCAAAGUGGUAGGUCACACAAGCUCACAGAACGGGACCGCCGAGUGCUGAAGCGAUUCUACGCUUCCAACUUUGUGGCAACAGUUUGGGGAAGGCCCUUUCCUGUUUCAGCAUGACAAUGCCCCCAUGCACAAAGCAAGGGCCAUAGAGAAAUGGUUUGUCGAGAUCGGUGUGGAACAACUUGACUGGCCUGCACAGAGCCCUGACUUCAAUCCAAUCGCACACCUUUGGGAUGAAUUGGAACGCCGACUGCGAGCCAGGCCUAAUCGCCCAACAUCAGUGCCCGACCUCACUAAUGCUCUUGUGGCUGAAUGGAAGCAAGUCCCCGCAGCAAUGUUCCAACAUCUAGUGGAAAGCCUUCCCAGAAGAGUGGAGGCUGUUAUAGCAAAGGGGGGACCAACUCCAUAUUAAUGCCCAUGAUUUUGGAAUGAGAUGUUCGACGAGCGGGUGUCCACAUACUUUUGGCCAUGUAGUGUAUUUCAUUUUUCUCAACCAUGUACACACAAUAGCCCAUAAUGACAAAGUGAAAACAUGUUUUUUUGACAUUUUUGCAAAUUUCUUGGAAAUUAAAUACAGAAAUAUCUAAUUUACAUAAGUAUUCACACCCCUGAGUCAGUACCUUGUAGAAUCACUUUUGGCAGCGAUUACAGCUGUGAUUCUUUCUGGGUAAGUCUCUAAGUGCUUUCAUUCUGGAUUGUGCAACUUUUCCCUGUUGAUUAUUUUCAAAAUUCUUCAAGCUUUGUCAAAUUGGUUGUUGGUCAUUGCCCAUGUUUUGGAAUAUUUGUAUUCUUCCUUCUUUUCACUGUCAAUUAGGUUAAUAUUGUGGAGUAACUACAAUGUUGUUGAUCCAUCCUCAGUUUUCUCCUAUCACAGCCAUUAAACUCUGUAACUGUUUUAAAGUCGCCAUUGGCCUCAUGUUGAAAUCCCUGAGCGGUUUCCUUCCUCUGAGUUAGGAAGGAUGCCUAUAUCUUUGUAGUGACUGGGUGUAUUGAUACACCUUUCAAAGUGUAAUUAAUAACUUCACCAUGCUCAAAGGCAUAUUCAAUGUCUGUUUUUUGUAUUUUUACCUAUCUACUAAUAGGUGCACUUUGCGAGGCGUUGAAAAACCUCCCUUGUCUUUGUGGUUGAAUCUGUGUUUGAAAUUCACUGCUCGACUGCGGAACCUUACAGAUAUUUGUAUGUGUGGGGUACAGAGAUGAGGUAGUCAUUCAAAAAUCAUGUUAAACACUAUUAUUGCACAAAGAUUGAGUCCAUGCAACUUAUUAUGUGAAUUGUUAAGCAAAGUAUUACUCCUGAACUUAUUAGGCUUGCCAUAACACAGGAGUUGAAAACGUAUUGACUCAUUUUUAGUUCAUUUGUAAAAAUAUAAAAAACAUAAUUCCACUUUGACAUGAUAGGGUAUUGUGUGCAGGCCAGUGAAAAAACAUCUCAAUUUAAUAUUUUUUAAAUUCAGGCUGUAACACAACAAAUAAAUCAAGGGGGUGUGAAUACUUUCUGAAGGCACUGUAUAUGCACUCAAAAACACACCCAAAACACUCUCUCUUUCUCUCUGCACUAUCUACACUAGAAGUCCUAAUGCUCAGAAGUCCUGAGGAAUAACUAUGUGCAAUAUCCCCGACCGCAUCGGCGUCCACACAUUAAGUACUCUAUGUGCUUUCUCCAAGCAUAUUACAUAUAGUGGUAGUAAAAUAUUGAUGCUGUGUGGUGUACUGUAUGUUGCUGUAAAAUCGAGUCAGACACACACACACACACACACAGGUGGGACAGGGCAGUGUGGACUGCAAUAGAGAUCGCAUCAUCUGUAGAUCUGUUGGGGUGGUAUGCAAAUUGUAGUGGGUCUAGGGUUUCUGGGAUGAUGGUGUUGAUAUGAGCCAUGACCAGCCUUUCAAAGCCUUUCAUGGGUACAGAUGAGUGCAACGGGGUGGUAGUCAUUUAGACAGAUUACCUUGGCGUUCUUAGGCACAGGGACUAUGAUGGUUUGCUUGAAGCAUGCAGGUAUUAGAGACUGGGUCAGAAAGAGGUUGAAAAUGUCAGUGAAGACACUUGCCAGUUAGUGAACGCAUGCUCUGAGUACGCGUCCUGGUAAUCCGUCUGGCCCUGCGGCCUUGUUUAAAGGUCUUACUCACAUCGGCUACGGAGAGAUUAUCAUACAGUUGUCCGGAACAGCUGGUGCUCUCAUGCAUGGUUCAGUGUUGCUUGCUUCGACGUGAGCAUAGAAGGCAUUUAGCUCAUCUGGUAGGCUUGCAUCACUGGGCAGCUCUCAGCUAGGUUUCCCUUUGUAAUCCAUGAUAGUUUGCAUGCCCUGCCACAUCCGACGAGCGUCAGAGCCGGCGUAGUAUGAUUCGAUCUUAGUCCUGUAUUGACGCUUUGCCUGUUUGAUGGUUCAUCAGAGGGCGUUGCGGGAUUUCUCAGAAGCAUUAGUGCCCUGCUCCUUGAAAGCGGCAGCUCUAGCCUUUAGGGGACAAUGUCGUCAAUGGACUUAUUAAUGAAGCCGGUGACUGAUGUGGUAAACUCCUCAAUGCCAUCGGAUUAAACGGCGGAACAUAUUCCAGUCUGUACAAGCGAAACAGUCCUUUAGCUUAGCAUCCGCUUCAUCGCACCACUUUCGAAUUGAGCAUGCCACUGGUACUUCCUGUUUGAGUUUUUGCUUGUAAGCUGGAAUCAGGAGGAUAAAGUUAUGGUCCGAUUUGCCAAAUGGAGGGUGCGGGAGAGCUUUGUAUGCAUCUCUGUGUGUGGAGUAAAGGUGAUCUUGAGUUUUUAUCCCUCUAGUUGCACAUGUGACAUGGUGGUAGAAAUGAGAUAAAACAGAUUUCAGUUUUCCUGCAUUAAAAUCACAGGCCACUAGGAGUGCCUCCUCUGGAUGAUCAUUUUCUUGUUGGCUUAUGGCUCUAUACAGCUCGUUGAGUGCGGUCUUAGUGCCUGCAUCGGUUUGUGGUAGUAAAUAGACAGCUACUAAAAAAUUUAGAUGAAAACUAUCUUGGUAAAUAGUGUGGUCUACAGCUUAUCAUGAGGUAUUCUAACUCAGGCGAGCAGAACCUCGAGGCUUCCUUAAUAUUAGAGAUCGUGCACCAGCUGUUGUUAAUGAAGAGAGACACACCACCACCACUGAUCUUACCGGAUUCUACCAUUCUGUCCUGUCGAUGCAUAGAAAAACCAGCUCAAUUUACAUUAUCCAUGUCCUUGUUCAGCCAUGACUCCGAGAAGCAUAGUAUAUUACAGAUCUUAAUGUCCCUUUGAUAGGAUAGUCUCGAAUGGAGCUCGUCCUGUGUAUUCUCCAGCGAUUACACAUUCACUGUGAGUCUUUCUGGGUAAGUUUCUAAGAGCUUUCCACACCUGGAUUGUGCAACAUUUGCCCAGUUUAGAUUUGGCCUUGUGUUUUAGGUUAUUGUCCUGCUGAAAGGUGAAUUAAUCUCUCAGUGUCUGAUGGAAAGCAGACGGAUCCAGGUUUUCCUCUAGGAUUUUGCCUGUGCUUAUUAGCUCCAUUCUGUUUAUUUUUUAUCCUGAAAACUCCCCAGUCCUUAACGAUUACAAGUAUACCCAUAACAUGAUGCAGCCACCAUUAUGCUUGAAAAUAUGAAGAGUGCCCCAAACAUAAUGCUUUGUAUUCAGGACAAAAUGUUCAUUGCUUUGCCACAUUUUUUGCACUAUUAGUUUAGUGCCUUGUUGCAAACAGGAUGCAUGUUUUGGAAUAUUUAUAUUCUGUACAGGCUUCCUUCUUUCAUUCUGUUAAUUAGGUUAAUAUUGUGGAGUAACUACAAUGUUGUUGAUCCAUCCUCAGUUUUCUCCUAUCACAUUAAACUCUGUAACUGUUUUAAAGUCACCAUUGGCCUCAUGGUAAAAUCCCUGAGCGGUGUCCUUCCUCUCCGGCAACUGUUAGGAUGGACGGACGCCUGUAUCUUUGUAGUGACUGGGUGUAUUGAUACACCAUCCAAAGUGUAAUUAAUAACUUCAUCAUGCUGAAAGGGAUAUUCAAUGUCUGCUUUUUUUACCCAUCUACCAAUAGGUGACCUUCUUUGUGAGGCAUUCAAAAAACCUCCCUAGUCUUUGUGGUUGAAUGUGUGUCUGAAAUUCACAAAAUAGGACAAUUGUUCUGGAACCCGUUAAACGGCCACCAUUCCCUGCGUCGCCAUUCUCAUGGAUCGUGUUAAGGGCUGUGGUUGUCUCUGUAUGCAUCCCAAAUGCACCCUAUUCCCUAUAUAGUGCACUACUUUUACCAGAGCCCUAUGAUAGUGUAAUACAUAGGGAAGUAAUGUAAUACAUAGGGAAUAGGGUCAAAAGUAGUGCAUGUUUUCUGUUCAGUGGAAUAGGGUGCCAUUUGAGACAAACCCAGAGUCAGAGACAGUGUUUGUCUGUGUGUUUGUAUUGAUGUAUUGACUGACCCAGACACUGUGUGUCUUGGCUCCACAGGGGAAGUCCUAUGCGUUUGACCGGGUGUUCCCCACCAACACAACACAGGAACAGGUGUACAACACCUGCGCCAAGCAGAUAGUCAAAGGUGAGUGCCAGCCUCAUCUAUCUCUGUAUCUCUAUCUCGCGAGCGCUAGCGGCUCGCUCCUCUAGAUAUCGAGAUAUAUAGCUCUCUCUCUCGGAUCUCUCUCUAUAUCUCGAGAUAGAUCUAUCUACUAUCUCUCUCUCGCUCUCUCUCUCUCUCUCUCUCUCUCUCUCUCUCUCCUCUCUCGUCGUCUCUCUCAUACUUCUAUCUAUGUACAACACCUGUGCCAAGCCUAUAGUCAAAGGUGAGUGCCAGCCUUCCCUGUCUUGCGUCUAGUCAGCAUACACACCCCAGAGCAGACCGUAGCUGAUAGAACAACUGAUAGCUGAUAGACCAUUCAUUGCAUGUACUUUUCUGUUUCUGAAGUUUAAAUACAGUAUUAGUUAGGGCUUGAUGAAAAUAAAUUCAAAUAACAAUAAUGUACAAGCUUAUCUUGAAUUAGAUAUCAAGGCUAGAAAAUGAGAGUUCUAUUAUCUUGCACCCUCCUCCUCGCACACUCUCUCUCUCUCUCUCUCUCUCACUCUCUCUGUCUGUCUGUAUCUCUCUCUCUCCCCUCUCUUUCAUCUUGCUAUCCAGCCUUCCCUCUCCUUUCCCACAUUCAAAUCUGCAGAUUGCAGAUUUCCAUCCUGUUGUCUAACAUGACAAACGAGUGCUAUGCUGUCUAUCUGUGAUUGGGCCUGGGACAGAUAGAUUAAUGGAAGGGAAAGAACAGCACAGUCAGAAGAAAGAGAAGUAGAGAAAGCCACAGCCAGAGCGUAGCAUAGGACAUCAAAGGUAGCAAUAAAGAAGAGUGGGGAAGAACAAGAAGAAAGGAUGAGAGGAAAGGAAAAGAAGAAGAGAGGUGUGAAACAUACGGUAGACAAGGUAUAAAAGGAGAACAGGAAGAAAGGAAGAAAGAAAAGGAAGGGAGAACAGAGAGAAAUACAUGCCAUAGAGCUGAUCUAACUCAGUUUGUCUGCAGUACAGAGAUACUUGGACCUCUCCUCUCCUCUCUCUCUCUCUCAAUGCAUGCUGGGAGUUUUUGGGGGAGUUUGAGAGGUCGUGUGGAGGUCUCUGUCCUAACUUAUUUUGUUGUGUCUUUCCUUGUUCUUUCCUUUACAUUUGUAUUUUAUAUGGUGGAGGGUUAAUGCACUGUUUGUUUUAGCAGUACCCACUGUUUUUAUUUCAAUGUUAGGGAGGAAGAGGAAGGAGUUUUAGUUUCCUGGGGUUUGAGCGGUGUGGUGUGCGUGAUGGCUUCACAGCCUAGCGCGGAGGAGACGCUGUCGUUAUGGCAUGGAUUCAGGUGUGUUCCUGAGAAUGGAAUAAAGGUGGAGGAGGCUCUGCUCGCGGUCAGCGAACAGGUAGGAGCUGAAUUUAUACAUUCCGCAUCAAGAAUGAACAAAGCUGUGGUUAUGUUCAUGAAAAGAGCAAAUUUGGUGGGUAGGCUCAUUGCUAGUGGAAUAUUUCGAAGGGGUGUGUUGGUAGCCGAUUUCCCCACUUCGACUAGGGUGGUAGUUGCAAAUUUGCCUCCGUUUAUUACGGAUGAUCAAAUCAGGAAAGAGCUGAGUCGUUUUGGUAAGUUUGCUAGCGGUUUCUGUGUACUGUCAGCAGGUUUUCAGGCAGAUGCCGUUAAGCGUGUUGUUUUGUUCCGGAGGCAAGUGUUCAUGUUUCUGAACAACAAUGAGCAACAGUUAAAUGUGCAUUUUAAAGUGAGGCAUGGGGAGGGUCUCUAUGCAGGGUUUGCCAGCACAGAUAGUCUGUGGUGCUUUGAGUGUGGGGAUUUGGGGCAUAAGAGCUUUGCGUGCCCACAUAAAGGCCGUAGACAAGGUGAGGGUACAAGCACCAGUGGGGGAAAUCGAGGUCAACGUGCAGGAGGCAAUGAGAUGCAGGCAGCAGUGGCUGGGCCUAGUCAUGCUAUAGAUGGUGGUGUAGAUGAGGCUGGGUCUAGUCAUGCUAUAGAUGGUGGUGUAGAUGAGGCUGGGACUACUCAUGCUAUGGAUGGUGGUGUAGAUGAGGCUGGGCCUAGUCAUGCUAGAGGUGGUGUUGUAGAUGAGGCUGGGUCUAGUUUAUGCUAUAGAUGGUGGUGUAGAUGAGGCUGGGCCUAGUCAUGCUAGAGAUGGUGGUGUAGAUGAGGCUGGGUCUAGUCAUGCUAUAGAUGGUGGUGUAGAUGAGGCUGGGUCUAGUCAUGCUAUGGAUGGUGGUGUAGAUGAGGCUGGGCCUAGUCAUGCUAGAGGUGGUGUUGUAGAUGAGGCUGGGUCUAGUUUAUGCUAUAGAUGGUGGUGUAGAUGAGGCUGGGCCUAGUCAUGCUAGAGAUGGUGGUGUAGAUGAGGCUGGGUCUAGUCAUGCUAUAGAUGGUGGUGUAGCUGAGGCUGGGUCUAGUCAUGCUAUAGAUGGUGGUGUAGCUGAGGCUGGGUCUAGUCAUGUUAUGGAUGGUGGUGUUGCUGAGACUGGGUCUAGUGCUAGUGGGGAAGGGUAAUCGACUGGGGGGGGGGGGGGGGGAGGAUGGAGUCAGGCGGAAGAGGAAAAAGGGGGACAAGAAAGGAGGUGGGAGGGGAGAGUCUGGUGUGGUAAAAGGCACCAAGGAACCUUUGCCUAGUGCUGGGGGAGGCCCCGACUAGAGAGAAAGGGCAGUUGGUCAGGAUGGGAGAUGGAGAUGAUGAGGAGGAAGGUGAGUCUGAGGAAGAGGACGAUGAGGAGGCUUUCUUUUAAGACUCCUCCUCAAUGGGUCCAGAGCUGACAGCCAGUCAGACAGAGGGGUCAAAGUACACGGUGAGGGAAUUGUCAAGGUUCCUGAAUGAGACUAAAGGGAAAAAAAGGGUUAAUCUUGAAGCUUUUUUUUGCGAUCUGGGAAAGUUUGUACGAUCAGUACAACACGCCAUGAAAAAUGAGGGGCAUGGUUUCCUCUCACCCAGGAAACGUUUCAGGUUGAGGAAGUGGGUCACAACCGUACAUAAGGGUCUACCUUCAGAUGCUGUUUAGAUGAAUAGUUUUUUUCUGGCACUGGGGCUUUUUGAGCUUUGCUAUUGGUCUCUUUCUUUGCUGGCUUUUCUCCCACUUCUUAUGGAGACUCUUCGGGUAGGCUUGCUUAAUAUAAAUGGCGCCAGAGAUGCGGGAAAGAGGAGUCUGUUGGGUGAAUAUUUAAAACAAAAAAAGUACAGGUGUUGUUUCUGCAGGAGCGCAUAGUGAUGUGGUGAAUGAAGUUGAUUGGGGGCUCUGGUGGAAAGGGGCAAGUGUGCUGAGCCAUGGAACAAAUGUUAGUGCAGGGGUGGCAGUCGUUUUUGCACCGGGUCUGGUCGUAAAAAUGUGCUCCUCAAAGGAGGUGUGUAGGGGUAGACUGCUUGUAGUAAAAGCAGAAAUUAACAACAGGGGUUUUGUCCUUAUAAAUGUGUAUGCGCCUAACACAGGGAGAGAGAGGGGGCGUCUGUUUGGGUGUCUUAGACAGGAACUCUCACAGGUAGCGCUUGAGGAGACGCUGGUAGUCAGCGGGGACUGGAACUGUACGAUGGAUUUUACGAAAUACAGAAAUGGGGAGGAGCCUCAUUCAAGCUCAGUAGGGGUGUUAAGGGACAUCAUUAAUCAGUUUGACCUAGUGGAUGUUUGGCAGGCAUCCUAUUGGAAGUUUCAUGUAAAGCUCUUACAAGAUGCCAUUUUUUGCUCAGGUUUCCAGACUUUUUGGGAAAGGUGGGGGCAGCGAAGAGAGGAGUAUGAGUCUCUGAGUCAUUGGUGGGAUGUGGGAAAAGUCCAAAUUCGGCUUUUCUGUCAACAGUAUGCAGCUCUCUCAUCCUCAGAGGCUAGGAGAGUAUUGGGGGAACUUGAGCGUAGUAUCAGUUAUUGGAGGUAGAGCUGGUGGGGCAAGUCAAUGUAGGCCACCAGGCUAAUUUAGCUGAAUUACGUAGGGACCUGGUCAGUUUUUUAUUUUGCGUGUUGCGUGAGUGCGUCGGGGUAGGAGAGUUGCCGAAGAGCUGCCGUCGGGCAACUCUGACUCUCCUGCCCAAAAAAUGGGACUUAAGAACUGGAAGCCUGUGGCAUUGCUGUGUGCGGACUACAAGAUAUUUGCCAUGGUCCUCGCUAACAGACUGAAGUCCCAUCUGGACUCUAUAGUACACAAGGACCAGACAUAUUGUGUAACGGGAUGCUCAAUCACGGACAACUUGUUCUUAAUCAGGGACAUGUUGGACUUGUCAAGAUGUUCUAAUGUGAACUUUGGACUGGUCUCUUUAGAUCAAAAGAAGGCUUUUUGGACCAUGAGUAUCUGUUUAAUGUGAUGUCUGCGUUUCGGUUUGGGGAAAGUUUUUUGGCCUGUGUGAAGAUGUUGUAUGCUGGGGCGUCAUGUAUGGUUAAGGUGGGAGGGGGGCUCAGUAGGCCAGUCUGGGUGAGGCGGGGCAUUAGACAAGGAUGCCGUCUAUCGGGGCAGUUUUAUACACUAGCCAUUGAGCCUUUUUUGGGAGAAUGCAGGGAGUGUGCUGGACAGGCAUGGGUGUGUUGACAGGCAUAGCAGUGUCGGCGUAUGCAGAUUAAGUUUCUGUGAUGGUCAGGGAUGGGCAGGAUAUGCAGGCACUAGAGACUAGUCUGAAGGUGUACGAGGGAGUUUCGUCAGCUAAGGUGAACUGGGGCAAGAGCAAAGCUCUGUUAUGUGGGGCAUGGAGGGAUAGGGCCCCCCCUCUGCUUCCAGGGGGUUUGCAGUGGGGUUGUGAAGGGCUUAACAUUUUGGGGGUGUACCUGGGCUUGGAGAGGUGGGUCAGGAAGAACUGGGAGGGGAUGUCACAGGCAGUGGUGUCAAGACUGGCCAGGUGGAGGUGGCUCCUGUCCCAAGUGUCAUAUAGAGGGAGGGUGCUGAUAUUUAACAACCUGGUGGCAUCUUCCCUGUGGCAUAAACUGGCUGUCCUCAACCCCCCCGCCGGUCUGCUCGCAGACCUGCAACAUAAGCUCGUGGAUUGUUUUCUGUUCGGGCCAUCACUGGCUGAGGGCAGCAGUGUUGUAUAUGUCCGUAAACGAAGGAGGACAGGGUCUGGUAGAACUGGAGAGCAGGGUGGCUGCAUUCCGACUUAAGACGGCGCAGAGACUGCUGUACCAUACUGAUGUCGACUGGCGGGUUAGGGUUGGACUGGCAGCUAUUCCUCAUGAGGCUGGAGGGGCUGAGUACAGCAGGUCUCUCUGAUUUUUACUAUGCGGUGCUGAGGGCCUGGCAGCUGCUAAGGUCCACAAGAGAAGGGGGUGUGGAGCCUGGGCUGUGGGUGUUGGAGAAGCCUACCACCUAGCCAUCCUUUUGAGAUCGGUUCAGUCGGCCACCCUGCAGAGGUGACUGAUGGCAGCGGGUUUACUAAGGCUGGGUGACCUGCGACUGCUGGGAAUGGAGGGGUGGAAAACCCCGGAAGUCCUAGCACAACAAACAGGACCAACAUCUCUUAGGCUGCUAGAGAGAUUCCUGGGGGAAGUCCAGGAGGCACUGUCUGAGCCGGUAAGGGGGGUGUUUGAGCGGCCAAAGGGGGAGGGGCCACCAAUGUUUCCGCCACUGCGGGUGACGGCAGAGACUGGGGACUGGCAAGGGGGUCUGGAAGAAUUGUUAGAUUUUAACACUCUGAGCCUGGGGGAGUUUGAGGGGGUGGGAGGUAAAGCCCUCUACAACCUCUGUAUUAAGGUAAGGAACAUUAGGAGCCUAACAGGAGUGAAGGCACAUCAGUGGCAGGGGGCAUGUGGGGCGGAGAGUAUGGUGGGUUUUAGAUGGAGGGGGCUCUACAAACUCCCAGUACCAAAGAGGUCAGGGGACCUCCAGUGGAGGGUUUUACAUGGAGCCCUGGCCACCAACAGCUGGUUGGCACGGGUUGAACUGGGAGUCAGACAGGGGUGUCCUUUCUGUGUCAUGAGUGAAACUGUGAUUCAUGGGUUUUCUGUGUGCGCCAGGCUCAGUCAAAGUUAGCUAUUUGGAUAACAAGGAGGAACAGGGUCAAAGGUGGAGGGAUAACAGACCCUUUACUAUUAUUUAAUGAGAUGGUCUCUGCGCGCCUUAGGGUGGAAUUUGAGUUAUAUAAAAUGAUAAAAAGUGUGGAGAUGUUUCAAGAGAUAUGGUGUGUUGGGGGGGGGGCUGUCUGUAUAGCUGGGGAAGAUGGUCUGGAUAUACGGUUGUAGAGGUGGUGAGGUUUGGGUUAUUGUGAUGUGUGGUGUUGUUUUUGUAUCGUGGGGUAGAGGAAAAGGUGAGUAUGCAGUACAAGGGAUAUUGGUAAUUUGUUUAUUUUAUUUUAGGGGGAGGGGGGUGGGGUGAGGUUUUAAUGAAAUGAGGAUGUACCAUUAAAGAAAGUCAAAAAAAGUAUAUCUCUCUCUCUCUCUCUCUCUCUCUCUCUCUCUCUCUCUCUCUCUCUCUCUCUCUCUCUCUCUCUCUCUCUCUCUCUCUCUCUCUCUCUCUCUCUCUCCCCCAGCUGCACUGGCCUAAUUGUCUGUUUGGCUCUGGCCUCUUAUCUUCCUUCUCUUCCGCUCCUCUCAAAGACCGAUUCCCUGUUUCUUUACUUACUUGUUUAUGUCACGGUUCGGUUCAGCUCGCUCCAACACCAGCAUGAAUAGAAUAGCUUACAGAGAGAGAGACAGAAUUAGAAAGACAGAGAGAGCGGGAAAGCAACAGAAGGAAUGAAAGAUAAAAGGAGUGUGAAAUUAAAUGGUAUAGGAUAAAAGUAGUUAUGGUACCCCACGGCUCCUAGCCUGAAACCCUUCGUACAUUCUUUUCUAAGUUGAUAUGUCUUUUUGCUCAUGUUUGACUUUCUGCCCACUGUCUGACAAGACGGAGGUGGUGCUGCUUGUUAGUGCUUCCUGUAUGAUGUCCUCUGUAGGCGUGUGUGUGUGCGUGUGUGUGUGUGUGGGCGCGUAUGUGUGUGUUGUUCUGUCUGUAGGUGGGCAAUCUUUGGUGGUGCAGAGCGUCUUGUUGCUAUGGGCUGAAUGAGGAGGCUGUUGUGUUCUGUCUAUCAUCCUCUCGCUACUCCUGCCUCCUUCUUCUGCCUCUGUUCUCCUGUAUUCUGCCUCCUGCCUCCUUCUUCUGCCUCUGUUCUCCUGUAUUCUGCCUCCUGUCUCCUUCUUCUGCCUCUGUUCUCCUGUAUCUAACAUCUAUUGUCCUGUGUCCUGGAUCUUUCCUACUUUAUAGAUGUGCUGUUCUGUUGAACAUACUGUAUUCUCCUGUCUCUAGAUGUACUGGGGGGAUACAAUGGCACCAUCUUCGCCUACGGACAGACCGCCUCUGGAAAAACACACACCAUGGAGGUACGUUUUUGUAGACUACAUCACUAAAGAGAUUAGACUUGGCUUGCAUCCCAAAUGACACCCUAUCCCCUAUAAAGUGCACUACUUUUGUCCAGUUUGGGACGUAGACUGGAGUGUUCUUUAAGUAGAGUGAUAUAAACCAGUGAUUCUCAGCUGCUGUCCUCAGGUAGUACCCUGCAGGUUGCACAAUUUUGUUCCAGCCCAGCACAAGCACACCUAAUUGUACUAAUCAAUGGAUUGAUGAUAAGUUGAGUGGUUGAGAAACACUGUGUCACGAGUGUCAGUGUAAUGCGGUGGAUUGAAGUCAGGCGCAGGACACAGAAACUCGUAUGAAACGUACUUUACUGUAUAAGUAAAGAAAACAAUACAGAACACCUCCACACAUGGAGGAACAAACCCGCUCACCAACGACACACGAAACGAAAGGCAAACACGCCCAAAAUACAUUGGGAGCCACUGGGUUAAAUAGGGAAGGAGUAAUCACAUAAUGGGCAACAGGUGUGUAACAAUAGACAACAGGUGCAACAUAGAAACAUAGAACAUAGAUCGGCAGCAGCUAGUAUUCCGGUGACGACGAACGCCGAAGCCUGCCCGAGCAAGGAGGAGGGGCAGCCUCGGCAGAAUCCGUGACACACUGACUGGCCUAAAUAAUUGUACACUCCAGUAGUUGAAGUCCCCUCGCUUUAAAUGAUUUACUGUCCUGUCUCCUCUCCUCUAAAUAUCAUCUGACUCUCUUCCAAGUUAAGUCCCUGUUCCUCCUUCUUUUCCUCCCCCUCUUCUCUUCCUCCUCUCUAACUCCGCCUAGUCUUUUCCUCCCCGUUAACCUCCCCCAAGUAUUUUCCUCUUAUCCUUCCUUCCUCUCCUCUGACUCCCCCUCCUCUUUUCCCCCAUCCCUUCUGUCAUCUUUCAGGGCAAGCUGCAUGACCCUCAUGGGAUGGGGAUCAUCCCCAGAAUUGCAGAGGACAUCUUCAAUCACAUAUUCGCAAUGGAUGAAAACCUUGAGUUCCACAUCAAGGUCUGUACUCUGCUGACAACACUGUCUGUCUGCACCAAUAGUCCCAGAGUCUGGUCAAGUGGUAGUGCAGACGACUCCGGACCACACAUUGCCCCUCUGGGCAUCACAUCACCGCCCUGCCACUUUUAAUUUCAUCUAUCUAGUGGAUGACGACUAUAAAGCCACUGUCUGGUGUCCUAGAUCUGAAUGUCCUUUAGCCAAUUCUUCUGCCUAUUUUUAUCACACCAUAGCAUACAGAUUACUGGACCCGACUACUGCACCAUCUCACCAUUUCUGAGAACUGUGUGAUGUCUGUAUUCCACCAUGACCCUCUGGUCUGUAGUGACAAAAUUUUCUGCACCAGUAGCAUGGUGGUGUCCCAGAUCUCUAUGUCAGUGGUGGUCGGUGUUGUUUAAGAUGAGGGAGCUUGGCCUUACUUCUAUAAAAGCAUAUUGGAUGACUGUCAUUCAUAUUCCAUUCACCCAGUUCAAUGUAUCAUGGAUUGAUUUAGGCUACUACAUGAUACUCUAAUUUUCCCUAUACCGAUCAUGAGGUUGCUACAACCUAUCCUAUGAAUGAAAGUUUACAACGUAGUUGCACACAGGUCGAGAGAAAAAUUUGAGGUUACAAACAGUGGCACAUGGAAUACCGCCUUGCACACUCUUGCCUGCAUCUAGCUGAUCUAUGGUGUAAUCAUUAGUCCAACAGUUGCAAAGGAGAGUUUUUAUUGGACAAAUUCAGGUAUGUUUAUCCCUGUAUCGUUCCAUAUGCUUCCGUUUAAGAAAAGUUUUUCAACAGAAUCGGUGGAAUGAAUACAUCCCUGAUCACACGUAAACACAGUUCACUUUCAUAGCAGCCACGUUGUAUUCCUUCUCGCAUCUACGUGCUCUCCUCCUCUCACCUUUUCCCUUCACUUGUGGACUUCAAUGCACAACACAUCAGCUGUAUGUGACCAGGUGAAAAAACCUUUCCAAGCCAAACCAUAUCAUAGCUGUUACACACAGCCUACAUAGUUGUCACCACAUUAGCUAAAGUAACGUCAUAGUCUACCUAGCUAAUAGAACUAACACGUUAGUAAACCAGUUACAAUCAUGCAGUACAGUGUACAGUAAGUAAGCAGUUUAGCAGUUACGCCGGUGGGCCCCGGUGGCAAUAAAUAAUUAAAACCAAAAGCUUACCUUAACUUGGAAGAGUUCCAGUGUUUCAUAGUCAUAGCCAGCUAGCUAACAUAGCAUCCCUCUGUUUGAGCCGGGCGUUUGAUUAGGCUAAACUAGCUAUCUGCAUUUGCUAGCUAAGUAAGUGAAUGUGAAAGUAAAAUCUCGAAAUAUAGCUCUCUCUCUCUCUUGAUUCUCCUUCAUUUUUAAAUAAAUACAUUUCUUCAAAACUGUUCAACUAUUGUCUUUCUCUCUUUGAGUCAACUACUCACCACAUUUUAUGCACUGCAGUGCUAGCUAGCUGUAGAUGAUGCUUUCAGUACUAGAUUCAUUCUCUGAUCCUUUGAUUGGGUGGACAACAUGUCAGUUCAUGCUGCAAGAGCUCUGAUAGGAGGAAGAUGUCAUAAUUACUAUGUAAGUCUAUGGAAGGGGUUGAGAACCAUGAGCCUCCUAGGUUUUGUAUUGAAGUCAAUGUCCCCAGAGGAGGACAGAAGCUAGCUGUCCUCUGGCUACACCAUGGUGCUACCCUACAUAGUGCUGUUGAGGCUACUGUAGACCUUCAAUGCAAAACAGUGUGAUUUAAUCAAUUAUUUGGUGACGUGAAUAUAGUUUGUAUAGUUUUUAAUGUUUCACUAUUUUUAUUUUGAUGAAAUUCACUGAGGAGGAUGGUCCUCCCCUUCCUCCUCUGAGGAACCUCCACUGCUCUAUGUGCUCAAGAAAACUCCUAUGGUUAUUAUUAGGAGGUGUCCGUCUUCUAGGUCAUCCUUGCCAUAAGAACCACCUCCUCCACAAUCAAGAUAGUGGCACUGGGGAUGAGCACACCCCUUAAAAAUGACCACAAUGUCCACGAUAGUCCGGUUACUCAAGCAGUUGGAUAAACUAAAACACACUUCGGUACUAGACUACCACACCAGCUUACCAUAUCUGAGAACUGUGUGAUGUCUUCCAUCAUGACCCUCUGCUCUGUAGUAACAACAUGUUCUGCAACAGUAGCCAUGGUGGUGUCCCACAUCUCUACAUUCUUUUAAAAAAGGGUUCCGAAAGGGUUCAUAGGAUAACCCUUUUUGUUUCCAGGUAGAGCCCUUUUGGGUUCCAUUUAGAACACUCUGUUGAAAGGGUUCUACAUAGAACCCAAAAGUGUUCUACCUGGAACCAAAAAGGGUUCUACAAAGGGUUAUUUGAUGUGGACAGCCGAAGAACCCUUUUAGGUUCUAGAUAGCACUUUUUUUCUACGAGUUUAUGUGCUCCAGAGAACUCCUCCGGUUAUUAUUGGCAUGCUCCAAUAGUUCAGAGGAGUUAGCUAAAGCACAUCUGGGACCAGACCAGACUACGGAACCAGUGGAGGCUGCUGAGGAAUGGAGUCAAUGGAAUGGUAUCAACCACAAGGAAACCACGUGUGAUACCAUUCCAUUUACUCCAUUCCAGGCAUUAUAAUGAGCCAUCCCCUCAGCAGCUUCCACUGUACAGCAACAUCUAACUCACCAUAAUUGAGUGUGAUGCCUCAAUCCACCGUGGCCCUCUGGAAUAACUGGAGACACUGUGAAUGCGAAUGUGUCUCUACUAUGUCUCUAUGCUCUUCUGGCUAUUUUGUCAAGCAAUAAACAUAGAUCUGGACCAGAUUACUGCACCAGCUUAACAUAACUGAGAACUACUGUGUGAUGUCUGAAUCAAUCAUAGCCAUAGCCCUCUAUAAUCACUGGAGUUACUGUGUCUGGACAAGUAUUGUGGCUAUUCUGGAUAUUAUUGUCCUGCCAUAGCAUACAGAACACUGGACCAGGCUAUUGCACCAUCUCACCAUAACUGAAAACUGUGUCUGAAUCCAUCAUAGCCAUAGCGCUCUAUAAUCACUGGAGUUACUGUGGACGAAUAUGCAUGUUGCAUGAUGUGUAAUCAAACAUCAGUAUCUAGUUAAAGCAGAAACAUCUGUACCAAACCAGUCUACUGCAUAACCUCACCAUGAACUGUGUAUGAUGUCUGUGUUCAUAGUAAUUAUGGAAUGGAUAGAUACAGGAUAUGAAUAAAUCAUGAGUAUCUUUUCGUAUUUGUGCAUUUGCCUAAAUCACAACUAUCUUAUAAUAUCUCAUAACUAAUACCUGGUGUACUCGGCACCCAGAACCAAAUCUCAGUGCUCACAAGAGACUAUACCUAGAAGAAUGCCUGUGAUCCAAGAAUAUCACUUUAACAGAUUUGACAGAUUAGUAUAAUCAGUCCCCUAUCCUCUCAAAGAUUAAUUUCUUUCAAUAUGCUCUCUCCUCUCUUCACCAGGUGUCCUAUUUUGAAAUAUACAUGGACAAAAUCAGAGAUCUUCUGGAUGGUAAGUGUAUUCACAGCAGUAAAAUCACACACACACACAUACUGCGGUUACAUACACACUGCGGUUUUCAAUGUGACUUGUCAUUUCCUCUUAAAUUUAGUAUUUUGUUUGUAUGUGCAACAGUAAAAUGAUACCCUUAUGAUAGUAUAUGUGAGCUUCUAGAGAGGCUGUGGCUAGACUCCCUGUAUGUAGACGGUAGAUGUCUAUCUGAGUAAAUCACACCAGCCAGAGGCAAUUAAUGUGUCCUCAAAAACAUACCUGGUUAAAUAAAGGCAAUAAAUAAAAUAAAAAAUGCCAUUUGGGAUGCAAACUAUAUCACAGCAGCCUAAGGCAUUGACGAGAGAGAGAGAGAGAGAGAGAGAGAGAGAGAGAGAGAGAGAGAGAGAGAGAGAGAGAGGAGAGAGAGAGAGAGAGAGAAACAUCCACACACACCUCUGAGCGUAUCCACAUCCUUGGCAUAAAUCUGAUCUGAUUGGAUAUGACCUCUCACACAAACCUGAAACAUAAAUGUAACUACGUACAUGGCCUUAGUCGCUCCUCUGUCCAGUCCAGGAAGAGACUGUCUGUUUUACCGCUCAUUUCCUGUUAAAAUUAAAUCGGAAUGACAGUCAGGGCCUGAGGACGGCUUGAGUCAGAGCAGCAACAGGCUUGUCAGACUUAGAAACAUUCCAGUCACAAACAAAUGAUUACACACACACCUCUGAGAGUAUCCACAGACUUGACGUAAAUCUGAUCUGAUUGGAUAUGAUCUCCCAUCAAAAACACAAAGUUGAAACAUAAAGCAACUGUUGCGUCUGUGUUUGUAAAGUGUCUGUGAAAUACACUUCAAAUAAGUUUUGAUUUGAUUACAGUGUUUUGGGCCUUUGGGAAAAUAUGAAAGUAAAGUCUCUUAACUUAGGGGGCUUUCACACCAAAUUGGUUUGGAGCAGUUUUUCUGAACUAUUAUUGGUUGUUUGACUGCGAUCACACAGUACCAUAACUUGAGAUCUCUGAAACAUUCUGUGAGUAGCAUUUAUGAGCACAUCCGAUGCAGAUGAGGGGACACAGGGGCUAUACCAGGGAUGUAUGCUACUGAAUAUAGCCUAUUCACGUCGCAGUUAGAGCGGCUAUUGCAUGUUGUUGGAAGACCAAAGUAAUAUGACGUUUGGGAGACACAAGUUAUGCUUCUCAUUGAUGGAUUUAACGUGAGUGUUUUUCUUCAAUAAACAAAUGACUUCCAUGAACACGUGGUUUUGUUUAGGCAUUUUAGUUUGUUUGACAUUUGUCAAUGUGAAACCAACCGGACCAAAUGAAAAAAAAUACAAUGUAACAAAUAAUCGAACUCUGAAUCGAACUAUAGCUCAGAACUAUGUGUGCCAACGCCCUAAGUAACAGUUGUUCCUGUCCAGUUCCAGUGACUGUACUUGCAGAGUAAUAAUGACAUCUCUCUUCUUCUGCCCCCGUCUCAAUCAGUGACGAAGACCAAUCUGGCAGUGCAUGAGGACAAGAACAAGGUUCCAUAUGUGAAGGUGAGUCAGACUGCUGAUGGGAUACUAACUAACUGGCCAUCUGUAAUCUGUGGGUCUCAUCUGUGAUGGGCUUUACAUAAGGCCCAAGUGUCAUCUUCAUAAGGAUAACGUUAUUACGUCAGGAAACCAUUCUAACUAAUUAAUGUUUUCAAAUUUCUUGUUUUAUUGUCACCUGCACAAGUACAGUGAAAUGGCUUUCUUGCAAGCUCUUUCCCAACAAUACAAUAAUCAAUAUCCGUAGAACAACAAGAAAAGUAGAACAAAAACACACAAGAAAUAGAAAUAAGAACAAAAGAAAGUAAGUAAUAUAUCUAUAUAUAUAUAUACAGUACAGUACAGGGUCAGUUCCAGGGUCAGUGCCAAUACCAUAUUUAUAAUGUGCAGGGAUACUGGAGUGGUAGGGGUAGAUAUGUGUAGGGGUAAGGUGACUAGGCAUCAGGAAAUAUGAUAAACGGAGUAGCAGCAGAGUAUAUGAUGAUUGUAUGUGAGUCAGUAUGAAUGUGUGUACGUGUUAUGUGUGUGUGAGCCACUGAAGUGUGUGUGUGUGUGUGUGUGUGUGAGAGUGUGUAGAGUCCUGUGAGUGUGCAUAGUCAGUGCAACAAAAAAAAGUAAAAAAGGGUCAAUGCAGAUAGUCUUCGUAGGCACUUUGUUAGCAAUUUAGCAGUCUAAUGGCUUGAGGAUAGAAGCUGUACAGGAGCCUCUUGGUGUCAGACUUGUUGCCUCAGACUUCUAGAGGGGGAAGAGCCGCUGUCGCGUGUGUUUGGUCCAUUUUAAGUCCUUAGUGAUUUGGAAACCAUCGAUGUGGAAACCCCCCCCCCCCCCCCCCCCCCCGUUUCCUGUAGUCCACGAUCAGCUCCUUGGUCUUACUGACAUUAAGGGAGAGGUUGUUGUCAUGGCACCACACUGCCAGGUCACUGACCUCUUCCCUGUAGGCUGUCUCCUCGUCGCCGGUGAUCAGGCCUACCACCGUCGUGUCGUCAGCAAACUUGAUGAUGGUGUUGAAGUCGUGCGUGGCCACGCAGUCAUGGGUGAACAUGGAGUAUAGGAGGGGACUAAGCACACACCCCUGUGGGGCCCCCAUGUUGAUGGUCAGCGGAGGUGAUAUUGUCUACCCUCACUACCUGUGGUCGGCCCGUCAGGAAUUCCAGGAUCCCGUUGCAGAGGGAGGUGUUCAGUCCCAGGGUCCCAAAGCUUGGUGACAAGCUUGGAGGGGACUAUGGUGUUGAACGAUGAGCUGUAGUCAAUGAACAGCAUUCUCACAGACAGUGCAUUCGGAAAGUAUUCAGACCCCUUGACUUUUUCCACAUUUUGUUACGUUACAGCCUUAUUCUAAUUUUAUUUUUUAUUUUUAUGUCUCUCAUCAAUCUACACACAAUACCCCAUAAUGUCAAAGCAAAAACUGGUUUUUAGAAAUGUUUGUACAUUUAUUUGUAAAAGCACACGGAAAUAUUACAUUUACAGAAGUAUCCAGAGCCUUUACUCAGUACUUUGUUGAAGCACCUUUGGCAGCGAUUACAGCCUCGAGUCUUCUUGAGUACGACGCUACAAUCUUGGCACACCUGUAUUUCGGGAGUUCCUCCCAUUCUUCUCUGCAUAUCCUCUCAAGCUCUGUCAGGUUGGAUGGGGAGCGUCGCUGCACAGCUAUUUUCAGGUCUUUCCAGAGAUGUUCGAUCGGGUUCAAGUCCGGGCUCUGGCUAAGCCACUCAAGGACAUUCAGAGACUUGUUCCGAAGCCACUCCUGAAUUGUUUUGGCUCUGUGCUUAGGGUUGUUGUCCUGUUGGAAGGUGAACCUUCGCCCCAGUCUGAGGUAUUCAAAGGUCUGGAGUGUCACGUUCGUCGGGAACAGAGGACCAAUGCGCAGCGUUGAAUGCAAACAUAUUUAUUAAAUCUGAAAGAUAACACGAACAAAAGAACAAAACGAUAACGUGACGUCCUUAGCUCAAACACAACCUACUAGGAACACGGAACAAGAUCCCACAAACACUGAGGGAAAACAGACUGUUUAAAUAUGGUUCCCAAUCAGAGACAACCAGCAACAGCUGACACUCGUUGCCUCUGAUUGGGAACCACUCUGGCCAACAUAGAAAUACAAGACCUAGAAUGUAAAACAAAGAGCACAACACAUAGACUCUACACACCCUGGCUCAACAUAAAAGAGUCCCUAGAGCCAGGGCGUGACAUGGAGCAGGUUUUCAUCAAGGAUCGCUCUGUUCUUUGUUCCAUUCAUCUUUUCCUCGAUUUUGACUAGUCUCCCAGUCCCUGCCACUGAAAACAUCCCUACAGCAUGAUGCUGCCACCACCAUGAUUCACUGUAGGGAUGGUGCCAGGUUUCCUCUAGACGUGAUGCUUGGCAUUCAGGCCAAAGAGUUCAAUCUUGGUUUCAUCAGACCAGAGAAUCUUGUUUCUCAUCGCCUGACAGUCCUUUAGGUGCCUUUUGGCAAACUCCAAGCGGGCUGUCAUGUGCCUUUUACUGAGGAGUGGCUUCCGUCUGGCCACUUUACCAUAAAGACCUGAUUGGUGGAGUGCUGCAGAGAUGGUUGUCCUUCUGGAAGGUUCUCCCAUCUCCACAGAGGAACUCUGGAGCUCUGUCAGAGUGACCAUCGGGUUCUUGGUCACCUCCUUGACCAAGGCCCUCCUCCCCCGAUUACUCAGUUUGGCCGGGCGGCCAGCUCUAGGAAGAGUCUUGGUGGUUCCAAACUUCUUCCAUUUAAGAAUGAUGGAGGCCACUGUGUUCUUGGGGACCUUCAAUGCUGAAUAACUUUUUUGGUACCCUUCCCCAGAUAUGUGCCUCGACACAAUCCUGUCUCGGAGCUCUACGGACAAUUCCUUCGACCUCAUGGCUUGGUUUUUGCUCUGACAUGCACUGUCAACUGGGGGACCUUAUAUAGACAGGUGUGUGCCUUUCCAAAUCAUGUCCAAUCAAUUGAAUUUACCACAGGUGGACUCCAAUCAAGUUGUAGAAACAUCUCAAGGAUGAUCAAUGGAAACAGGAUGCACCUGAACUCCAUUUUGAGUCUCAUAGCAAAGGGUCUGAAUACUUAUGUAAAUAAGAUAUUUCUGUUUUUGUAUUUUUUAUACAUUUGCAAAAAAAUUGACAAACCUGUUUUUGCUUUGUCAUUGUGGGGUAUUGUGUGUAGAUUGAUGAGGAGUUUUUUUUAUUUCAUCAAUUUUAGAAUAGGGCUGUAACGUAACAAAAUGUGGAACAAGGGAAGGGUUCUGAAAACUUUCCGAAUGCACUGUAGGUAUUCCUCUUAUCUAGGUGGGUGAGGGCAGUCUGGAGUGCAAUCGAGAUUGCUUCGUCUAUGGAUCUGUUGGGGCGGUAUGCAAAUUGGAGUGAGUCUAGGGUGUCUGGGAUGAUGGAGUUGAUGUGUGCCAUAACUAGCCUUUCAAAGCAGUUCAUGGUUACAGAUGUGAGUGCUACAGGGCGGUAGUCAUUGUAGCAGGUAGCCUUAGAGUUCUUGGGAACAGGAAUGAAUUCGAACAAUUCUAAUGUUUUUUUGUUGAAUCUCAGGGCUGCACUGAGCGCUUUGUCUCCAGCCCAGAGGAGGUGAUGGAUGUUAUCGAUGAGGGAAAAGCCAACCGCCAUGUUGCUGUCACCAGUAAGUCCCAAUGACACUCUGACACUGACACUUUUAACAUUAUCUGUAGAGUCUGUAUGUAGCGGCACGUCUGUCACUCUGCCACUUAGUACAAUGUAUAGUGUGAAGUGUAAAGUCACAUCUGUAGAGUUACUCUGUAGAAUCUUAAAUCGUGUCUGUGGUGUCUAUCACAGUGUUUUGCUAUAUGUUUUUCUAUCUCUGUGUCCUCCACUCACACAAACACCUCUUCCCUCCUCACAUCAUAUCACCUCUCAUUUCCUUCCCUUCUCCAGAUAUGAAUGAGCACAGCUCCAGAAGUCACAGUAUCUUCCUGAUCAACAUCAAGCAGGAGCACGUGGAGACAGAACAGAAACUCUGUGGGAAGCUCUACCUGGUGGACCUGGCUGGGAGUGAGAAGGUGAGGAGGUUCAGGACUACUGUAGUUAAUGGUAACAAAGCGUCUUUAUUGCAUCCCAAUAGACUUAGUACGGUUCCCCAGCCACAGAAUAAGCUAUUUCAAUAAAGAAUUUCCAUUUAGCAUGCUGCUUAGUUCAGGACUGGGCUUCAUCUUUGUCAGAGAAAUUGGCCUUUAGUGAUUGAAUUAUAUACCUGGCUGAUAGUGAGAAGGUGAGGUGAAGACCUAGUCUAGUUACCUAGGGUAACUAAUGAAGCAUCUUUAUUACAUCCCAAGAGAGAUGUGUUCUUUCUCUCGUUCAUCCAGCUGUUAUAUUUUCCUUCCAUCCAUCUCAGUCACAGACAGAUCAGUACAACUGGUCUGCUAUGUUAAAAUGGGUUUCUUUCUACUCUGUAUAGCAUUUUUUUUACAUUUUUUUUUUUUUUGUCAUUUAGCAGACGCUCUUAUCCAGAGCGACUUACAGUUAGUGAAUACAUAUUUUUUUAUACUGGCCCCCCGUGGGAAUCGAACCCACAACCCUGGCGUUGCAAACGCCAUGCUCUAUCAACUGAGCUACAUCCCUGCCAGCCAUUCCCUCCCCUACCCUGGACGACGCUGGGCCAAUUGUGCGCCGCCCAUGAGUCUCCCGGUCGCGGCCGGCUGCGACAGAGCCUGGAUUCGAACCAGGAUCUCUAGUGGCACAGUUAGCACGGCGAUGCAGUGCCUUAGACCACUCGGGAGACGUAUUGGCCACAGUUAGCAAUGUAAUGUACACCUAUGUGCAUUGGGACCAGUGCUCUUGCUGCUGACUACAGCAGAAAAGAGUAGAUUCUGCACACAGCGCUGAAUUUAGUCCUCAGUGUGUUUAUUAGCGUUGUAUCGACCUUCAGCUCUCAGGUCUCCAGUAGUAGGUCAUGGGUGAACAAGCAAGGGCCCCAGGACGAGUGGAAGCAAAAUCGCACCAUAACAUCAAAGAUCCACCACCAUAUUUUACCGUAGGUGCAUGUAUGAGGUACUGUUCUGCAUAUGCUUGUUUUCAAUGCCAAACCCACCACUGGUGUGUGUGGCCAACGAGCUCUAUUUUCAUGUCAUCUGACCAUAGCACCGGUUCCAAUCCAAGUGCCAAUGCUGUUUAUCAAACUCCAGGCGGUGCUAUGGUAAAAUAUUGUGAUGCAUCUUUGAUGUUAUAGGGCUAUUUCGCAUCCACUGGUCAUGUGGCCCUUGUUAUGGUCAACAGUAUCAUUAACUUUACUAAGUACCAGGACAUUUUAGCCAAAAACCUGGUUGCCUCUGCCAGGAGGCUGACACUUGGCCGCAAGCGGAUCUUCCAGCAAGACAAUAACCCCAAGCACUAAUCAAAAUUCAUAAGGAAAUGGUUAAUUGACCAAAAAGUCUACAUUUUGCAAUGGCCAUCUUAGUCUCCGGACUUGAUCCCCCUUGGAAACCUGUGGUUUGAAUUGAAGAGGGCAGUCCAUAACAGCAGACGAAGGAUAUCAAGGAUCUGGAAAGAUUCUGUCUGGAGGAAUGGUCUAAGAUCCCUCCCAACGUGUUCUCCAAUCUCAUAAAACGUUUUUUUAAAGGCUCAGUGACGCUAUCCUCGCAAGGGGAGGGUGCUAGAAUAUUGAAAACAGGGGUGCCAAUAAUUUUUACCCCUAUCUUUUUGAGAUUUUUUUUUCAUACUUGUUAAACUAAAUCUCUUUCUCUGAGCAAUUGUAUUAGUAAAAAAAUAUAUAUAAUUUCCCCCCAGAAUUGAGCAUACAAUGUAACUCAGUAUUUCUAUUAUCUAUUUUUAUUGUCUUUUUUGCUCAUCUUUAUCAAGGGUGGCAAUAAUUAUGGACCUGACUGUACUGUAUAUAUUGAUCGAUCUUUAUUACAUACGGUACCUGUACAACAUGUCUGUGAUGUUUCUGUGCAUAAUCUUUUGUACUGUAUUUGUUUUGUAAUGUCCUUCCUCAGGUCAGUAAGACAGGAGCAGAGGGAUCUGUGCUGGAUGAAGCUAAGAACAUCAACAAGUCUCUGUCUUCUCUAGGAAACGUCAUCUCUGCUCUGGCCGAGGGAACCGUAAGUCUUCCUGUUACAUCCAUAAAUGUUAAUCUUGGUGUUGUGAAAUCAAAUGUAAAUGAAUGGAUUUUCUAAUUAAUAAUAAAAAAUACAAUAAAAACAGGAAACUGGAAUGUGGACACUAUGAUGUAGAAAGUGAUUCUGCAGCUGCGAUUCAUGUAUUUUCUACUCUCCUCACUCCCCCCUGUAGAAGACCCACGUGCCAUACCGUGACAGUAAGAUGACCCGUAUCCUGCAGGACUCUCUAGGGGGGAACUGCAGGACCACC
Coregonus sp. 'balchen' is the source of this 27173-nucleotide messenger RNA. Lineage: Eukaryota; Metazoa; Chordata; Actinopteri; Salmoniformes; Salmonidae. The record is from the annotation of a GenBank genome assembly.